UUGUGAAAAGGACAGUAGGCUAUACUACCACCAGUCUAUUAAGUCUGCACUUUUAGAAGUAAUCAUUAGAUAGCUGACAAUGCGAUAGAGUAUGACUUCAAUUGUUGCCACAGAUAACCCAAAGAAAGCAUUGACUUGAACCUGAGGAAUUACUUGAGUUUUCCUUUCCUACCAGGACCCUUUACGUGGGACUCCCUUGUUAAUUCGAAUAAUAAUUUACAGCAAGGUUCGGGGGGCGGAGCCGUGUUUCGUCAUGGCGGCAGGAGGAAAACAGAACAGCGCCUGACGGAUCUACAUUCAGAGCAGGAAUCAAAACAAGAAACGGACACGCCUUCUUCGUAGGUUACCUUUGCUGUCACAACUGCAUAAACCUGGAUGGAGAUAAUAUAGCUGUAAACAGUACCACCUGCAAUCAAGAAGAGAAUCAUUGCAUCUCUCAAGUAGGAUUCAAAUGGAAUCCGCAGAAAUGUCAGCCAGCCGUUGAUGGGUUGAAAGUAUUCAUAUCUGGAUCAGUAAAAUGCCCAACCAGAAAAGCAACAAGGGGAAGAGAAAUAAAAGGACUAAUAGUAGUGGAGAUGAACAAGAAAAUGGAGCCAGUGCUGCCGCAACAGGAGGAGCACCAGGGGUAACAGCAACAUUAUUAGGGGCUACAGCUGCACCGUUCAACGAGCAUAGAAGUGAGGCCCCCUGUGCUACCCCUCUUGUGUGCAGUCUGGCCAGAGACAUUGACCUUGACAAGGAUGACUAUCAACGUGUGGUGUGUAACAGUGAUAGCUGCCCUUAUGGCAACUGGAUGCACUUGCAGUGCUUCUACGAGUGGGAGAGUAGCAUCCUGGUCCAGUUCAACUGCAUUGGAAGGGCCCGCAGCUGGAACGAGAAGCAGUGCCGGCAGAACAUGUGGACUAAGAAGGGAUACGACCUGGCCUUCCGCUUCUGCUCCUGCCGCUGUGGCCAGGGCCACCUUAAGAAAGACACGGACUGGUACCAGGUGAAGCGCAUGACAGAGGUGAAGAAGAAGGUGCCUCUGGAGAAGAGUCUAGGGAAGUUGAGCAGCUUAGCUGGAGGGGGUGCAUGUGGAGGUGGGUUGGAUCCCCCUGAUGAUCCUAAAAGGGGCAAGCUGCCUGGGGGCAGUAAGCUGGCUCACAGAGCAUCCAGUCAGGAGCUGCCUCGCCGACAGUCAGUGGAUCGGCAGAACUCUCAGGAGAGGGGUCACGGAGGCCUAUUCUGUGGAAGCAGCCUGGGGCCCCGCUCACCCUGUGACUCCCCGGGUCAGUCCCCUCCGUCAGGCUUCUCCUUCUUCUCCCCGCCUGCAUUCACAGGGCCCCGCAGCUCCCGGCACCUGGGGGAGUUCCUGAAGAAUGCGGUGCACAUGGAGAGUCACCGGAAGCACAUGCUGGCAAGCGGCAUGCUGGGUCGCGGAUGCCACCUCGAUCACACCAUCCUGCCCCUGCCCAGACUCACCCCAGGGGACAACCCAGUGCAGUUCUUGCGGAGGCUGGACCUCACAGAGCUGCUGACCCACAUACCCAGACACAAGCUGAACACCUACCAUGUCCGUAUGGAAGAUGACGCCCAGGCGGGCCAGGGAGAGGACCUGAGGAGGUACAUCCUGUCGGCUCUGAGCGCCAGCCACAGGAACAUGGUCAACUGUGCCCUGUGCCACCGCACCCUGCCUGUCUUUGAGCAGUUCCCCCUGGUGGACGGAACCCUGUUCCUGAGCCCCUCCAGACACGAUGAGAUUGAGUAUGAUGUGCCGUGCCAUCUGCAAGGGAGGCUGAUGCAUCUGUAUGCAAUAUGUGUCGACUGUCUGGAGGGAGUCCACAAAAUUGUCUGUAUCAAGUGCAAGUCCAGGUGGGAUGGGAGCUGGCACCAGUUGGGGACGAUGUACACCUACGAUAUACUGGCCGCCACACCAUGUUGUCAGGCCCGUCUGAACUGCAAGCACUGUGGCAAGCCAGUCAUAGAUGUCAGGGUGGGGAUGCAGUACUUCUCAGAGUACAGCAACGUGCAGCAGUGCCCCCACUGUGGGAACCUCGACUACCACUUUGUCAAGCCAUUCUCCUCCUUCAAAGUCUUGGAAGCUUAUUGACAAAUGUGCAUGCAUGCUAGUGCUGUUUCUCUUGUUUCUGUUUUUUAUCUAGGCAACUUUAUUUUUGUCCCUUAAAUACUUUUUUCUGGGCUUUAGUUAUUGUUUUAUUUUGUAUGUAUAGAAAGAAUAUGACUCGACUAAAAAUGUCCAAGACAGCAUCUAUAUGAUUUCAGAAAAAGUUAUAUUCAUAAGACCUACAACGGUCGGAACUGUCUGGCACUUAAAAAGAUGAAACACAUAUACUGUGACAACAAGUGAAUGUAUCUGUAUGCCAAAUUUGCUUUUUUACAAAAGGAUGACAAAUAUAUAAUAAAGGAGAGAAUGAAAUGUUG
This is a messenger RNA of Oncorhynchus tshawytscha (Chinook salmon), 2421 nucleotides long. RefSeq names its product hdc homolog, cell cycle regulator (gene heca). NCBI's taxonomy places the organism in Eukaryota, Metazoa, Chordata, Actinopteri, Salmoniformes, Salmonidae. The transcript is spliced from 4 exons. The record is from RefSeq and is a predicted model, not a curated record. Bases 518 to 2089 code for a protein of 523 amino acids.